GGUUUGCGUUGUUUUUGUUAAUUAGACUACUUUGUUAAAUAGCUGGCCAACAGUCAUAUCUUCGCUCGUUCGAUUGUUGUUGUUAUUUAAUAUUAAUGCCUAACUCUUUUUGUCAUUUGUUUCUUGAACCUUGCGGCGAAGAAGUAGAUUUGUUGAAACAUAGAAUACAGCGUUGCUCACUCAAACCCCCAUCCAAUGGAAAGGUCAUCCGAAUUGAAUUUCUUACAAACCGAAUUAAAUGCAGCCAAUGCCCAAAAUGAACGUCUGAUUGAGGAAAAUGCACAAUUGCGACGGGAACUGCAGCGUUUAGCUGACGAGGAGCGAUCAAAAUCGACCCUCAAUGCGGAGCUGAAAAUGAAGACGCUCCAACUGGAAAGCGAACGAGCCCUUUUGGUCGAUGAAAAUGCUCAGCUGCGACAAGAUCUCCAGCGUUUGACCAAUGACGAUAAAUCGAAAUCUAUCGUGAAUGUGGAGACGAGACUGAAGGCAUUCCAAAUGGAAAAUGAACGUGACAAUCUGUUCGAACAACUUGAGAAAAUAAAACGCAAAUACAACCAGCUGCAUGCGGCAUUUGUGGCCAAAGUCCAACGUUGCAAGGCACUCGAAGAUGUCUUCAAUCGGCAGAAAACACUAAACGGAUUAGUCAUUAAGUCGGCAAUAGUCCAAAAGGACAAGGAACAAAAUAUUAAAUCGGCAAAGAGAGCUUCACCGAAGGAGAAUAAUGCGACAGUUGCCAAUUUGCAGGAGCAUGUUGCAAAGCUGCAAAACGAACUGGAUGAGGCCCGCGAUAUAAUCGACGAACUAGAAUUUGAGUUAGAAAGUAUUGAUAUACUCGAAAUGGAAAAUCAACGUCUAAAGGACGAAUUGGCUGCCUACAAGAAAGCCAAGCUUAAACUAAGGACGACAGCAAACCUUUAUCCCGACGAACGAGACAAUUCGGAGGAAUUUGAUGCUCCGCCAAGCUACAGUGAAUUAGACGAUACCGAACGAUGUCCAGCCAGAUCGUCAAUAGCUUCAUCGCCGGCCGAAUCUAUUGCGGGCGACAUGGAUCCCGAAACAAUGGAGAGAGCGGCCCUUACGGAUAGUCUGAUACAAAUGGCCCAAGCCGAAAGCAAUUGUCUACGUCGCGAGCUGUUGCGAUCACGUUUACGGAGGACGGUUCAGGCACCCAGACCCACCAGCAGCGAUGCCUAGUCGACACUGGACAAAUCUGGUUGGUGUUUUCACUUUCAAGAUGUCAUACCAACACCAUUGCGGACCAUCACCGUCAUCAUCUCCAACUUGAACUCAAUCAAGUUCGAUAGUAUCGCACCAUUAUUGCUUUACAUAUUUAUAGCCGCAGUGCCAAUCGAUAGUAAGUCGUUUAUAAUGUUGCAAUUAAGCCAAAGAAACCGCAAUCGCUCAUUUUAAUAAAAAAGUGGAAUUGGA
Molecule: messenger RNA, 1428 nt
Organism: Musca domestica (house fly)
Lineage: Eukaryota; Metazoa; Arthropoda; Insecta; Diptera; Muscidae
Product: flagellar attachment zone protein 1
Exons: 5
Coding region: 196-1194 (332 amino acids)
Source: RefSeq, a predicted model, not a curated record